UCCCGACACUCUCUCUCUUCCUCUCCCUUCCUUUCUUCUUUCUCUCUCUUCUGUAAUUUUCUCUUGUUCGCGGAGAUUUCCUCUGUUUUCCAGGGUUAGAGGAGAGAACUUGCUAAAUCUCUCUCUCUUUCUCUCUUUCUCUCUCUCUCUCUCUCUCUCUCUCAAACAUAAAACAUGAUUCUCGAUAAAGGGUCUAAGCAAUCCAACCUUGAAUGUUUCCUUGAUCGUACGACUCCGGUGACCCCUUCCCAAUUCCUUCCCAAGAGCGAGAUCAGAAAUCUUAACAAGCUUUGGCAUCCAUGGGAGAGGGAAAAGGUUGAAUUUUUCAGACUGUCGGAUCUUUGGAAUUGUUACGAUGAAUGGAGUGCUUAUGGUGCUGGAGUUCCAAUUACCUUAGACACGGGCGAAACCCUAGUUCAAUACUAUGUUCCUUAUCUCUCUGCAAUCCAAAUCUUCAUCAGCACAAACGGUUUAAGGGAAGAGAUAGAGUCAAUAUGUGAGACAAGGGAUUCUUAUAGCGAUUCAUUAAGCGAAAGUGAGAGUGAGAAACUGUCAACAUGGGAUGGUUGUUCCUCUCAAGAUGGAUUGUCUGAUCAAGAUUGUCUAUGGCAUGUGAAUGAUAGACUUGGGACUCUUUAUUUUCAGUAUUUUGAAAGAUCGUCACCUUAUGGAAGAGUUCCUCUCAUGGAGAAGAUUUGUGGACUAUCACAAAGAUACCCGGGAUUAAUGUCGUUAAGGAAUGUAGAUCUUUCCCCGGCUAGUUGGAUGUCGGUUGCUUGGUAUCCAAUUUACCAUAUUCCCAUGGGAAGAACAAUAAAGGAUUUGUCGACGGGUUUCCUCACUUAUCACACACUUUCAUCUUGUUUUCAAGAUAUGGAGGUUGAUGAGGAUUGUUUGGGGAAUAGAAAGGAAGGAGAAGGGAUGGAGAGGAUAUGGCUAAAGCCAUUUGGUUUAGCGACAUACAAAAUGCAAGGAAACGUGUGGGUCUCGGGGAAGAAUGGGCAGGAUGAUCAAGAGAAGUUGGCUACGCUUUUCAGCGUGGCUGAUUCUUGGUUGAAGCAGUUGAAGGUUCAACAUCAUGAUUUUAGCUACUUUGUGGGAUUUAGGAAUGUUUGAUAGUAGUAAAUCACGGGUUUGGUUUGUCAUUUAGAAAGAAAUUAAGAAACUGUUUUGAUGAGACAUCCUUAAUUUGUACAGCCUCUUGUUCUAGGACAUCUCUCUGUUUUGUGUUUUAAGUGAGAGCUUUUGCUGACUUGCUGUGAAGAGUUUUUCUUAUUAUAUUCAUAGCUGAUCACAGUAUGAUCAAAUGUAGAUUUGCUAAUAUGUACCAGGAGAGACAGUGACAUUUCAUGUAGAUUUGAUGAUGAUGAUGAUGAUGAAUGUUUAGAACUAUGGCUAGUUAUUACUGCAAUCUUCGAAUUUGUUUUUUU
This is a messenger RNA of Impatiens glandulifera, 1430 nucleotides long. RefSeq lists its product as uncharacterized. Lineage: Eukaryota; Viridiplantae; Streptophyta; Magnoliopsida; Ericales; Balsaminaceae. The record is from RefSeq and is a predicted model, not a curated record. The transcript has 6 exons. The coding region runs from base 175 to 1116 and encodes 313 amino acids.